Messenger RNA from Penicillium salamii, 1662 nucleotides. The record is from the annotation of a GenBank genome assembly. NCBI's taxonomy places the organism in Eukaryota, Fungi, Ascomycota, Eurotiomycetes, Eurotiales, Aspergillaceae.
AUGGCCCCUCAUAUCCAUACAAUGUCUACCAUCCAAAGCGCAGAACAUCCCACUGACCCGGACUCCAAGCCCAUGAAGAAGAUGGCCGUGUCGGAGAAAGGGUCCGAGAAGCGCGACUCCAUGGACAGCGGAUCAAUGCAAUCGACCUACGACCACACCCACCGCAAGCUCAAAACCCGCCAUGUGCAGCUCAUCGGCAUUGGCGGGACCAUCGGCACGGCCCUGUACGUCCAGAUCGGCUCCAAUCUGCGCACCAGCGGCCCCGCCAGUUUGUUUAUCGGCUUCAGUCUCUGGAGCUGUGUGAUCUUGAUCAUCACCGUCUGUCUGGCGGAAAUGGUCACCUACCUUCCAAUCUCUUCUCCCUUCAUUCGCUUCGCCGGCCGCUAUGUCGAUGAAGCCCUAGGCGUCGCAGCAGGUUACAACUUCUUUAUCUUCGAGGCUGCAUUGGUGCCAUUUGAAAUCGUCGCCGUCAGUCUGAUCAUCAGAUACUGGACUGACGCGAUUCCCGUGGCCGCAAUGAACGUAAUCGUUUUGGUACUUUAUGGAGCACUCAAUCUAUUUGCCGUCAAAUGGUACGGCGAAGCAGAGUUUUGGCUCUCGCUAGGUAAAGUCCUGCUGAGCAUCGGUCUGAUCUUCUACACUUUCAUCGUCAUGGUAGGCGGGAAUCCCCUUGGAGACCGCUUUGGCUUCAGAUACUGGAAUGAGCCUGGCGCCUUCAAUGAAUAUUACAAGACUGGGGAUACGGGCCGCUGGCUGGGCGUUCUGGCUGCUGUCAUUGCGGCCAGUUUCACCAUCGCUGGUCCGGACUAUGUCUCCAUGGCAGCUGGCGAGACUAUCAAUCCGCGCAGGGUGCUCCCCCGAGCUUUCAACGGGGUCUUUUACCGCUUGACGGCCUUCUUCGUGCUGGGCGUUUUGUGUGUGGGCAUCUUGGUCCCGUAUAACGACAAGACCAUGGCCGAUGCCUUUGACAGCGAUAAACCCGGUGCGGCGGCCUCGCCCUAUGUGAUUUCAAUGGAUCGGCUCAAUAUCCCUAUCCUCCCGCAUAUUGUGAAUGCCGUCGUUCUGACGGCUUCCUUCAGCGCUGGGAACAGUUACAUGUACUGCGCCAGUCGCAGUCUCUAUGGUCUUGCAUUGGAAGGGAAAGCUCCCAAGGUCUUGACUAAAUGCACCAGCCGUGGCGUCCCAAUCUACUGCGUCUGCAUCGUCCUUGUCUUCGCACUGCUGAGCUUCUUGCAAGUCUCUAACAAUGCAGCUAUCGUGUUGAACUGGUUUGUCAACUUGGUCACCGCUUCCCAACUCAUCAACUUCUCCGUCGUGACGUUUACCUUCAUUCGCUUUAAGAAAGCCCUCGACGCCCAGGGCAUCUCUCGAGACACACUCCCCUAUAAAAGCUGGUUCCAGCCGUACAUUGCUUAUGUCGCGUGUACCUGCACCACCAUCAUGGCGUUCGUGGGUGGCUAUACCGUCUUCUUGCCGGGUAAUUGGUCUAUCCCGACAUUCCUCUUCUCGUACACGAUGAUCGGGGUCUUCCCGAUUCUAUAUUUCAGUUGGAAAUUCUACCACAAGACCAAAUUCCUGAAACCAGAGGAAGUUGACUUGGUCUCGGGUGUUGUGGAGAUCGAGGAGUAUACGAGGGACUUUGUUACUCCGCCGCCAAAGUAA